AUGGCGUCCAUCCAGUCUCCCACCCCAAAACUCGACCGAUACAUCAUCAUCCACGUCGCUACAACCUGUGAUGAACAUGGCGUCUACGUUACAAAGGACUCUGCCGAAGUCAUUGAGCUUGGAUGGAUACUCCUGGACACCAAGAACUGUGAAGAGAUCCAUCGUGAGAGUGUCCUGGUGAAGCCAGUCAACACUCCCAUUACGCCUCUUUGCA
Trichophyton verrucosum HKI 0517 is the source of this 214-nucleotide messenger RNA. RefSeq lists its product as uncharacterized. The record is from RefSeq and is a predicted model, not a curated record. Lineage: Eukaryota; Fungi; Ascomycota; Eurotiomycetes; Onygenales; Arthrodermataceae. Gene Ontology annotation, molecular function: nucleic acid binding. The transcript has 2 exons. The annotation marks the transcript as partial.